This is a messenger RNA of Meyerozyma guilliermondii ATCC 6260, 2301 nucleotides long. RefSeq lists its product as uncharacterized. The transcript has a single exon. Gene Ontology annotation, molecular function: protein binding. The coding region runs from base 1 to 2301 and encodes 766 amino acids. The record is from RefSeq and is a predicted model, not a curated record. Lineage: Eukaryota; Fungi; Ascomycota; Pichiomycetes; Serinales; Debaryomycetaceae.
AUGAACCUAGAUACUUUACCUUGCGAGAUAGUCACACGUUGCUUUUCUUACUUGAGCACAAAACUUCUCAUCAGCAUAUUACAGUUGGAGAACAUUCCAGAAAACAUAUUCCAAGCUGUAGCUGAGAAUUGCAAUAAUUUAUGGUAUUCAAAGCAAAUUCGAGGGGCUAAUAAACAAAGAAUUGAAGGUAUUGAAGCCCAUUAUGAAACGGACUUCGACCAGUUUCUACGUAUACGCGAAAUAAUUGAAAAGAAAUCACCUCAAUGCCCUCUUUGGUUUCAUUGUACUUGGGAAAACAUUCAUCAGAUGCACCAAACCCUCGAUGAAAUCAACUUUGUUUACAACAACCAAAAAUUGGGAAUUCAUGUCGACCUCAAAGACCUGACGUUUCGAGAUUACCCUCUAUUCUCAGACCAUGAUAUUAAUCUCAAGAUCACUUCCCUCUCAUUGGAUGUGCAUUUUGCUUCAUGUCUUGAUUUGAAUAGUUUCCCGAAAUUAGAAACAUUCUAUGGCAAAGAAUGCGAGAUAAUUGUCGACUACGCCCAUCCCAGCUUGAAGAAUUUAUACCUCAGUCAUGGGAUUUUCAGCACAUUACCAGUUAAUUUGAAAAAGUUGGUAGCGAAAGACUGCACCAUAAUAAUGAACGAACACCAUCCAAAACUAGAAACUCUUAGGGAGUUGAUUAUAGAAGACGCGAGGGCCCCUCACAAUUGCACCUUGCUACUCCAAGUACUCUGGAACAGAAAUUUGAAAACUUUUUCGUGUACCGGGUUACAUCCAUCAGAUACGACUGAAGUUCACUCCAUGAUUGGCCCCAAAGUGACAAAUCUUGGAUUGGAUGAUUCACAUCCGUCCACACUGCUACCCUAUUUAGUCUCCUUUGAUGGUACCGACCUCAACAAUAUGGCCAAUUUUAUUCAUGUUAGCUCUCUUACAUUGAGACAGCCUUGGGGAGACAUCAACGACUGUCAGUUACCGCCCAACUUACUGGAACUUAUAUUGGAGCUGCCUUCAGGUAAAAUUAGCAGCUUGAAAUUUCCACUGAACUUGCUCAAACUUUCGAUUACGAAUGGUAAGUUUGAAGACUUGUCCAACUUUAAUUUUCCGCCUGGAAUAGUCGAUCUCAACAUAGAGGCUUGUCAUAUCAAUCUGGCUUCCGGCUGCCUAAAACCAUCCCUACCAGCGCGAUUGAAGCGACUUUCACUUCAAGCUAAUAGCCUUUCAUCUUUCCGUGCCGUUCUUCCUUGCUGUGAAUACUUGAGCUUGAGCUACAAUGAAUUAACGGAAGUUCAGAUCGAAGCUCCCGUUCUUGAGCUUCUCGACUUGACCAAAAAUCAGUUAACCUCAAUUCCCAGACUUCCAGCUUGUCUUCAAGUACUUAUUCUUAGAGAAAAUAAGCUAGCUAUCUCCCAGAUGUCUGAAUUGCCUUCUAGUAUAAAGCUUUUAGACCUCUCGAGAGCUGAAUACCUAGCUCUUCAGAACUACACAUUUCCAUCAUCAGUACAAGAGCUAUACCUCUCUGAAAUAGAACUGUUAACUAUGAGUGGAGUCAAAUUUGCCAAAGGGUCAAAGUUGAAAGAAUUGGAUAUAACCAGGUCUCGUAUAACAAGAAUCGACGAUUCUUUUUCAUAUUCAAUUGACAACGGAAUGAUUGAGCUCCCUCCAGGCUUGAAAGUACUAAAAAUGCAGGGUACUUUUUUAAGUAACAUCAAGAAGUUGACUAUUCCGCAAACAGUUACUUUUCUAGAUUUGAGAGAUAAUGACUUGAACUCUUUCAAAGUUGAGACCCAUAUUGAGACAUUAUACCUCAAUGGAAACAAUUUAAAAAGGGAAUUUGUGGUACCAAACGGUCUGGAGCUAAGAGUCCUUGAUCUCACAAAUGCAGGGUAUUCAUUUGAUAUACUCAGAGCUGAGAAACUCAUACAAUUACGUCUAGGAGAGGACUAUGAAGUGAUUGAUAUUUCAAAGUUACCAGUAAAUUUUCAAAGAGACCAUACUGAGAGCCAUGAAAUGGGACUCCCCAGCUCUUCACCUUGGGACCUUUUCAGAAAUCAAUAUAAGUUCUCGUAUAUCAGACCCCCGAGAGAUAUAUCUAGAACUCUUAAUUCAAUGAACCAGGAACUGCCAUGGCUUUUUUUAAGAAAUCCAAUUUCAGAAGACAAUAUGAGCUCUCAUGUAUCAGAAACAUAUCUAAACAGAUUUCAGGAACUGCCAUUUCUUUCUUUGAGAAAUUCAACUCGAAUGCGAAACUGGCAAACCUCGAAUCUUGGCGUAGCGAGUCGGGGAUGGCUCCUUAGCUGA